Molecule: messenger RNA, 1113 nt
Organism: Capsicum annuum
Lineage: Eukaryota; Viridiplantae; Streptophyta; Magnoliopsida; Solanales; Solanaceae
Product: phosphatidylglycerophosphate phosphatase 1, chloroplastic/mitochondrial-like
Exons: 6
Coding region: 246-506 (86 amino acids)
Source: RefSeq, a predicted model, not a curated record
AACGGGGACUAGAUCUAGAACUCGAUACAAUACUUUCGCAUCGUACUGACCUCGAUAAACUGUUGUCAAGCUUGCAAAAAUCUGCACAAAUACUCGAUAUUGUUAAAGCAGAUGCCGAACAUUUGUGUGCCAAUGAUUAGAUGAAUAUGACCCUGGUGGUAGAAAAGCCAGAAUUCUUGAACGUGUGAUUGGAAUUAAAGUCAUUAAGCACGUCCCAAAGAAUGACACAUUUCCCUAUUUGACAAAUGGUUGAUGACGUUGUCAAUAUUUUUCCCAUGUUGGAUCCCACGUAUUUGGUAAAAGGGGUGAAGAAGCCAGCUGGAACAGCUGAUGAAAUUGAAAAGCAAUUCGGUUGUGAAUCAUCGAGACUUAUUAUGAUACAUUUUGGUUCUUUCAAUUUUUCAAAUGGUUUUCUUACUAUUUUGACAGCGCCAUUAAGUUGUGCAGAGGAGCCAUUAAUUGUACAGCAGACAACUAAUGGUAAAACUUUGAAGAAAUUUGAAUAGGCAUCCCUUUGGAAGGGAAAGGAAGGGGAUCCAUGACAAUUGGUUCAUCAGGAUGUAUUAAGGAGCAGUUAUAUUUUGUCACAACAUUGGGAACAAAUAUAACCAAUUUGAAUUUAUUAGACAUGAAGAACAUAUUGGCUUCUGCUCCACAUACAACUACUGUUGGUGUGCACCCAUGAGUCUUGUUUUGAAGGUUUUAUCAUAUUUUUCGAUUUGAAGUUGAACAAAUUCUUCAAAUAAUUUGUUCUUCUUUUGGGAUUUGUAAAAUUCUAGGGUUUCACCUAUCCAUGGUAGUCCCAUUUCUCCUGGUGGAAGUUUGUUUUUGGUUGUGUUUGUGGACAUUUUUGUAAUGUUUCAACAAAAGGGAAAUGACAAUUAUGAAAAAGUUUGAUAACAAGGUGAAAUAAUUCGAAAGGAGAAAGUUGAUAUCCAUAGCCAUUAACAAUGAAAGGGAAACUCAACAAAGCUUUUGGUAUGUGUUAAUAAUAAUUUGCUUUAAGAACUAACAUGCCAAAUUUAUAGUACUUUGCAUGGGGAAGAUGAUUUCUUAAGAACGACAUAAAAUACUUAAAAACAAAGUCAAAGGUAUUUGGUCUGCCUAGAAAAA